UGUGUGUGUGUGAGAGUAAACAUCUCAUUGCAGUGAAACUGAAAUGUCUUUCUUUAUUCGAGGAGCAAGGAAAAGGGCACCAGCAAGUAAAUCCAAAAAGGUUUUCUCUAAGGAUAGCAAUAAUCCAACUAAGAAGAAGAAGCUCCAGAAGCUGGAUGAUGAAGAGAUUCUGAGUGAUUCUGACAUUGAUGGCCCUGAUGAUGAUGAGGGGCGUGGUUCUAGUGAUGCUCCAUCAGAGAAUGAGGAGGAGGAGCAGGAGACAGCCCAGGAGAAACGUCUUCGCCUCACCAAGCAGUACCUGGCACAGUUAGAAGCAGAAGAAAAGGAAGUUGAAGAUUCCCUCACCCCAGACAGGGAUGCUAUAGCACACAGGCUAAAGUCAGAGCUGUUGGAACAGAGUGGAAAACUUCAGAAGCUUGUUGCAUCAGAGUACACAGCACCCUCUAGUGAUGACCUCUGUGUAUUGCGAGGUCAUCAGCUGGCCAUCACAUGCAUGGUUAUAUCAUCAGACAACAAGUAUAUUUUCAGUGGUAGCAAAGAUUGCUCCAUAAUUAAAUGGAACGCUGCAACUGGGAAGAAAGAACAUAAGAUUCCAGGUGGAAGGAAAGGAACGGAGGACAAGCACAUAGGACAUACAGCUCAUAUUCUAGCUCUGGCUAUCUCCUCAGAUGACACUCUCUUAGUGUCUGGAUGCAGAAACAAGUUGAUCCAUGUAUGGGAUCCUCAAACAUGUGGUCUCAAACACACAUUCAAAGGUCAUCGGGAUGCUAUAUCAGGCCUAGCUUUCCGUAAGGGCACCCAUCAGCUAUUCAGUGCAUCACAUGACCGGUCGGUGAAGAUUUGGAAUCUGGAUGAGAUGGCUUAUGUAGAAACACUAUUUGGACAUCAAGAUGCUAUAACAGGUAUUGAUAGCUUGACAAGGGACCGUUCCAUUACAUCAGGAGGGAGAGACAACUCUAUCAGGGUAUGGAAGGUUCUAGAAGAAUCCCAGCUUAUCUUUAACGGCCACUCAGGAUCCAUCGACUGUGUCAAACUUAUCAAUGAAGAUCAUUUCAUCUCUGGCUCAGAAGAUGGGUCCAUUGCUGUGUGGAGUGUCAUGAAGAAGAAACCUUUGAGCAUAACACGGAAUGCUCACCCUGGACCGGUUGGGACAUCUGAGGGAAGCAAUACCAAAGAGAACUGGAUAUCAUGUGUUGCAGCCUUGCAAGGAACCGACCUUGUAGCAUCAGCAGGAUCCAAAGAUGGGACCAUUAGAUUCUGGCAGUGCUCCGAGGGCUACAAGACACUGUCUCCAACUUUCCAGGUCACAAUGGAGGGCUUUGUAAAUGCAAUGCAAUUUUCCAGUGAUGGGACAUUUCUUGUAGCCGGUGUAGGGCAGGAGCAUCGCCUGGGCCGCUGGUGGCGUCUCAAAGAAGCAAAGAACAGCAUUGUCAUUGUCAGACUUAGGAAGAGCAAUGCUGAAAAUAUCAGAUGAUGAUGAUGAUGGGGAAAUUUGGGUCACCAGUGUUUAGGGUUGGGCUGGAUUGUAUGUGUUUUAGAAGAAAGAAAACAAAAAUGAUGUUUCUACAGAAAUUAAGAAAUAAGCAAACAAACAGAAGAGAAAUGAAAUUGUAUGACAAUAGCAACGAGAAAAUAGAUGUUAUUUUGUUAACUUUUAAAAUAAAAAAAAAAUUACUGAUUGAUUUAAGUA
Molecule: messenger RNA, 1690 nt
Organism: Strongylocentrotus purpuratus (purple sea urchin)
Lineage: Eukaryota; Metazoa; Echinodermata; Echinoidea; Camarodonta; Strongylocentrotidae
Gene: rrp9
Product: U3 small nucleolar RNA-interacting protein 2
Exons: 13
Coding region: 44-1474 (476 amino acids)
Cellular component (GO): small-subunit processome
Molecular function (GO): snoRNA binding; protein binding
Source: RefSeq, a predicted model, not a curated record